AUGCUGGCUGUCCUCGGGAGCACAGCCAGCAGCGCCAAUUCGACCCGGUCGAAUCAUACAGUAGAAAUCUUGGAUUAUGACUAUAUUGUUAUUGGAGGAGGCACCGCCGGCCUAGUGAUGGCAUCGCGGCUUUCCGGGCUUGCUCGGGUUGCCGUCAUCGAGGCCGGGGGUCUGUAUGAGGUGGAUAAUGGAAAUUACAGCAUCGUCCCCGGCCUUGCUCAGUCGACGCCUUUCUUGGCCACCACAGAGAGCUAUCCUGCAGACCCUAAAAUGGACUGGGGUUACUUGAGUGUGCCGCAAACCGAUGCCGCCGGCCGCAUCAUCCACUAUCCCCAGGGCAAGACGCUCGGUGGUUCUUCGGCGCUCAACACCAUGGCAUACCACCGGGGGACCAAAGGUUCGUAUCAGAGAUGGGCCGAUCUGGUAGAUGACCAAAGCUUCACCUUCUCCAACCUUUUGCAUUACUUUCAAAAAUCAACCCAUUUCACGCCACCAGACCAGGAAAAACGCGACAUGCCCAACGCAACGGUGAAAUACGACGCGAAUGCGUUUAACAACUCUCUUGGAGGACCCCUUCAGAUCUCAUAUGCCAACUACGUCGACACUACCGCAACAUGGAUGGCAGUAGCUUUGCAGUCGCUCGGUCUGGCCGAGAGCUCCUUGGGAUUCAACAGCGGCAUAUUGUCCGGCUUUGGGGCCUGGGUGACCAUGACUAUUGAUCCCACACACGCGACUCGAUCUAGUUCACAAACCAGCUACCUGAACCAUGCCGAGAAGCCGCACAAUCUCGAUGUUUAUGCGCACACCAAUGCGACAAGAAUCAUUGUGGACCCGUUUGUAAACACAGCUCGCGCUGUUGAAUUCGUUAGGCCAAACGGUCAAGUUGGGAUUAUGAUAGCCAACAAAGAGGUCAUUCUCUCGGCGGGGCCGUUUGGUUCUCCCCAUCUGCUCAUGCUUUCCGGUAUUGGACCCGCUGCCGCUCUAAAGGAACAUGGCAUCCAUGUCGUAUCAGACCUCCCUGGUGUCGGCCAGAACUUGUGGGACCAGAUUCUUUUCCCUGUUGAAACCGCGGUCAAUACCCCCAGUGGUGCGCAAUUGGAGGAAAAUCCCGAAACCAACGCGGCUGCCCUCUUGGAAUAUUAUAGGAAUGCUGCUGGACCCUACAGUUCGCCUGGUGCCUACAUAGCAUUUGAGAAGAUCCCGGAGCAGCUUCGUUCCAAUUUUUCUUUUGAAGCUCAAUCCGCGCUCGACUGGUUUCCUUCGGACUGGCCCGAAGUCGAAUACGUAGGAGGCAGCACCGUAGACACUAAUGGGAUAAGCCAAGGUGUUUGCACAGCUCUUCUGGUUGCUCCGGUAUCUCGAGGAAAUGUGACGCUUGCAAGUUCGAAUUUCCUGGUGCAGCCUACCAUUAAUAUGGGUUGGUUGUCUCAUACGGCUGACCGUGAAGUGGCUAUUGCAGCCAUUAAACGCUGCCGAGAAGCACUUGCGUCCCCAGAUGUUGCGUCCGUUGUCACAGGCCCAGAGGCUGUCCCAGGAUCUUCGGUACAGACAGACGAGGAGAUUCUGGCCUACGUUCAGACUGCAGCAACUCCCAUCUUUCAUGCUGUAGGUACUUGCGCCAUGGGUAAAAGAGGAGACGCAAACGCUGUUGUUGACGUCCAUGGCCGGGUCUUUGGCGUUGGGCAUUUACGCGUGGUUGAUUCAUCCGUUUUUCCAAUCUCCCUACCAGGUCAUCCACAGUCAUCCGUUUACAUGCUUGCUGAAAAGAUUGCAGAUGACAUCAAGAAUGGAAAGUAA
Molecule: messenger RNA, 1797 nt
Organism: Talaromyces rugulosus
Lineage: Eukaryota; Fungi; Ascomycota; Eurotiomycetes; Eurotiales; Trichocomaceae
Exons: 3
Coding region: 1-1797 (598 amino acids)
Biological process (GO): secondary metabolite biosynthetic process
Molecular function (GO): flavin adenine dinucleotide binding; oxidoreductase activity, acting on CH-OH group of donors
Source: RefSeq, a predicted model, not a curated record